AUGCCACGCAAAAAAGACAUCGCAGUGAUGGACGAAGUUGGAAUCGAGGUGGAUGGAGACAUGAGUGACAGCGAUGACGGUGCCACUCCGAGGCGAGGGAACCGUAGAGGAGGUGGAGGACGAGGAGGCGCAAAGGGACGAGGUCGAGGUAAAAAACCAGCCAGCGACGAUGAAGACGGUGAGGACGAGGAGGACGAGGAGGACGAAGCACCACGAGGACGAAGGGGAGGAAACAGGAAGAGAGCCACGAAGAAACGAGGAGGCAGCGACGAGGAUGAGGAGGAGGACGAAGCUCCCAAGAGGAAACGAGGAGCAGCCAAGAAGAAGAAAGGAAAAGGCCAGGACAGCGACGAAGAGGAGGAGGAGGAUAGCGACGCAGGGAGAGGAAGGAAAGGAAAGAAGGGAGGAAGGAAAGGGAAGAAGGACGACGAGGAGGAGGACGACGAAGACGACGGCAAAGGAAAGAAAGGAAAGGGCAAGGACAAAGGGAAAGACAAGGACGAGGACGACAAGAAGAAGAAGAAGAAGAAAGACGGCAGUUCAUCUGAUUCCAACUCGAACGAUGAUGAUGAGGAGGAGUCCAUGUCGGAAGGAGAGAUCGCCCGGCUGAGGGAGGAGGUGGAGGAGAAGAAGACGCUCAUCGCCAACAUCAGGAACAAACCGUGGAGGAUGAAACGCAGACUCACACACCUCAAGGAGGCUCAGGCGUUCGUGGAUAAGUUUGAAGGAGCUCUGGGUAAAGGAAAGGGGAAGUGGGCCAGGAAGUGGUACGCCUACAAAGUGAUGAUGACCAAGAAAUGGAUCAAGUUCCAGAGGGAUUUUGAGAACUUCCGGACGGCCUGUAUCCCCUGGGAGAGGAAGAUCAAAGAGGUGGAAAGUCACUUUGGUUCGUCUGUGGCCUCUUAUUUCAUCUUCCUGCGUUGGAUGUAUGGCAUGAACCUGGUCCUGUUUGGAUUCACCUUCGGACUUGUUGUUAUCCCUGAGGUUCUGAUGGGUCUUCCUUACGGGUCUAUUCCCAGAAAGACGGUCCCCCGGGCAGAGCAGGAAACAGCUCAGGACUACUCCGUCCUCAUGGACUUCAACGGUUACUGCAAAUAUUCCGUCCUUUUCUAUGGAUAUUACAACGACCAGAGGACCAUCGGUUUGCUGAAGUUCAGGUUGCCUCUUGCCUACCUCAUGGUCGGGAUCGGGACCUUCGGAUACAGCCUGAUGGUGGUGAUCCGAACAAUGGCAAAGAAUGCUGACGUCGGAGGUGGAGACGGAGAAGAAGGAGAGUUCACCUUUGCCUGGAAGAUGUUCACCAGCUGGGAUUAUCUGAUCGGUAACGCAGAGACGGCUGACAAUAAAUACGCAUCCAUCACCACCAGCUUCAAGGAGUCCAUCGUGGACGAGCAGGAGAAUCAGAAAGAUGAGAACAUCCAUCUGCGUAGGUUUCUCCGAGUCCUUGCUAACUUCAUGAUCAUCUGCAGCCUCGGCGGCAGCGGUUACCUCAUCUACUUCGUGGUGAAAAGGUCGCAGGAGUUCGCCACCCGGGACGACCUCAGCUGGUACGAGAAGAACGAGGUGGAGAUCAUCAUGUCUCUGCUGGGUCUAGUUUGUCCUCCUCUGUUCGAGACCAUCGCUGAGCUGGAGGACUACCAUCCUCGAAUCGCCCUCAAGUGGCAGCUCGGUCGAAUCUUCGCCCUGUUCCUGGGAAACCUCUACACCUUCCUGUUCGCGCUGUUCGAUGAAGUCAACACCAAGCUGGAGGAGGAGCAGGCCAUUAAGAACGCCUCCAUCUGGGCCAUGAAGGAGUACUACGCCAACUUCAGCCGACUGAUGAACGACAGCGAGGCCACGCCCCCUCCCAUGGACCCGUCCGAUGUGAUCCGGGGUCCCUGCUGGGAGACGGCGGUGGGCAUCGAGUUCGUGAAGCUGACUGUGUCCGACAUCCAGGUCACCUACCUCACCAUCCUGAUCGGAGACUUCGCCCGAGCCGUCAUCGUCCGCUUCCUCAACUACUGCUGGUGCUGGGACCUGGAGGCGGUCUACCCGUCGUAUGGAGAGUUUGACAUCAGCGGUAACGUCCUGGGUCUGGUCUUCAACCAGGGGAUGAUCUGGAUGGGGGCGUUCUACGCUCCGGGCCUGGUCCUCAUCAACGUGCUCCGCCUCCUCAGCUCCAUGUAUUACCAGUGCUGGGCCGUCAUGUGCACCAACGUCCCCCACGAGAGGGUCUUCAAGGCCUCCAAGUCCAACAACUUCUACAUGGGUCUGCUGCUGCUCAUCCUGUUCCUCAGCCUCUUACCGGUGGUCUACACCAUCAUGACGCUGCCGCCGUCCUUCGACUGCGGACCCUUCAGUGGGAAGGCCAAGAUGUUUGACGUGAUUAUGGAGACCAUCGACCUGGACCUGCCGGCCUUCAUGGGAACUCUGUUCAGCUACGCAGCCAACCCAGGCCUCAUCAUCCCAGCGGUCCUGCUCAUGGUACUGGCCAUCUACUAUCUGAACUCUGUGUCUGAAGCCUAUAAAAACUCCAACAAUGAGCUGAAGAAGAAGAUGCAGAUGGCUCGAGACGAGGAGAAGAACCGGCGGAACAACACAGACAGCACUAACCAGGUGAUGAAGGACCUGGAGGACCUGCUGCCCAACCGCUCCCUGGCCCCGCCCCCUGAGGAGCCCGAACCAGAACCAGAACCAGAGGUGAAGCCCACCAAGACCAAGCCCGGUAAAGGUGUGAAACUGGAGAUGGACGUGACCCUGGCUUCAGCCAAUCCCAACGCUCGAGGGCCCGGUGGUCGGCCGCCAGGACCGAGGGGGCCGGGACCAGGGGGUCCGGGUGGUCCGGGUGGUCCAGGAGCAGGACCGGGUCGAGGCCGGGGCAGACCCCCUCCCAGAUAA
Molecule: messenger RNA, 2877 nt
Organism: Sphaeramia orbicularis (orbiculate cardinalfish)
Lineage: Eukaryota; Metazoa; Chordata; Actinopteri; Kurtiformes; Apogonidae
Gene: tmc2a
Product: transmembrane channel-like 2a
Exons: 20
Coding region: 1-2877 (958 amino acids)
Biological process (GO): vestibular reflex; detection of mechanical stimulus involved in sensory perception of sound
Cellular component (GO): plasma membrane
Molecular function (GO): mechanosensitive monoatomic ion channel activity
Source: RefSeq, a predicted model, not a curated record